AUGAGUUGCAAGUUGACCAAUGAGCAGUUGCUUGAUAUGAUGGAUGGCAUGAAUUCAGACUUAGAAUUGUCUGACGAAGAAGAUGAUGAAAACAUUGACGACAUUGGAAUUGCAAAUGAACUUGUUGAAAGUGUUUAUGGUACAGUUGAUGGUGAAGAAGACGAUGAAGAUGACGUUGAUGUAUUUACUCCUGAUCAACUACUACCAAUACAGACACCACCUACUGAUGAAGUAAGCAUGCCAAAUAUUGUUACACAUACAAAUACACCACCAGUACUCAAACAAUUUGCAACAUUCGCUAAAAGUUCAAUCAAGUGGUUAUGUAAGCCUAUGAAACAAAAAAACAUAAUUCUGAGAAGUGUUGAGCAAACCGAGUUCCCUAAUACCAUAUCAUCACCAAUUUCUUAUUUUAUGAAAUAUUUUACUGAAGAAGCAUUUAAUGAAAUGGCCAUGUACACUAAUAUUUAUGAAGAACAAAAAAUUACAAAUCAAUGGGUUCAAACAACAUCUGCAGAGAUGAAAGUUUUUGUUGGUAUUCAUUUAAUGAUGGGUGUAUUGAAUUUACCAAGGGUCAGGAUGUAUUGGCAAAAAGAAUUUAGAAUUGAUAUAAUUGCUAAUAAUAUGACUAGAAAUAGAUUUUUUGAGUUGAGAACCCAUUUCCAUGUCAUGAAUAAUGAAGAAAUUCCACAGACAAAUACGGAUAAAUUCAUAAAAGUUAGACCUCUGUAUAACCAUAUGAAAAAUAGAUUUUAUCAACUACCAAUUGAACAAAAUAUAAGCAUAGACGAACAAAUGGUUCCUUUUAAAGGUAAACUUGCUCCAAAACAGUACAUGCGAGGUAAGCCUCAUCCUUGGGGUAUUAAAUUUUUUCUAAUGUGUGGUUCAAGUGGAACUGUCUAUGAUUUCAUCAUGUUUCAAGGUAGUAGUACUGAAUUAGAUCCUGUUGUUCAAAAUCUAUUUGGCCAAGGUGGAGCAGUAGUGAUGCAAUUCAUAGAACGUCUGGAGAGAAAUAGGCAUUAUGUGUAUUUUGACAAUUAUUUUACAUCAUAUAAUUUAUUGUCUGUACUAGCUGACAGGUAUAUUUAUGCUGCUGGAACCGUUAGAGUCAAUCGAUUUGCUAAACCUCCACUAAUAACCGAUAAAUGUUUAUCAAAAAUGGGUCGGGGAACUUCUUAUGAAGUAUCUGGAAUAGCAGAAGGCCAAAAAAGUCAAAUAGGUCUCUGUUCAGUAUUGGCGAUCGAUAGUGGUCGAUCGCCGUUGUCGGCGGCGCAAGAUAAGAAAAAUAACGAGCUAUCGUCUCGAUCGGUCAAAAGGCCAGUUAUUAGUCUUGGGACAGCUGCGACCGAUGCACUGUCUAUCGCCAAUCUCAAGUGCGUCAGAUGA
This is a messenger RNA of Myzus persicae (green peach aphid), 1383 nucleotides long. RefSeq names its product piggyBac transposable element-derived protein 3-like. NCBI's taxonomy places the organism in Eukaryota, Metazoa, Arthropoda, Insecta, Hemiptera, Aphididae. The coding region runs from base 1 to 1383 and encodes 460 amino acids. The transcript has a single exon. The record is from RefSeq and is a predicted model, not a curated record.